Molecule: messenger RNA, 4266 nt
Organism: Plasmodium cynomolgi strain B
Lineage: Eukaryota; Apicomplexa; Aconoidasida; Haemosporida; Plasmodiidae
Product: kinesin-related motor protein
Exons: 2
Coding region: 1-4266 (1421 amino acids)
Biological process (GO): microtubule-based movement
Molecular function (GO): microtubule binding; plus-end-directed microtubule motor activity; ATP binding
Source: RefSeq, a predicted model, not a curated record
AUGCUGAGGAACUCCUACCAAAAUGACAAACCCAGCUGUGUUAACAUAAAAGUAAUAGUUCGCUGCAGACCCCUAAAUGAAAAGGAGAAAAAUGACGUAAACAACGAGGAGGUCGUCAAAAUAAAGGGCAAUGAAGUGAUCUUAACUCUGAACAGGAACAACGAGAUUUAUGAGAAGAAGUACAGCUUCGACUAUGCCUGCGACAAGGACGUGGAUCAAAGAACCUUGUUUAAUAAUUACAUUUUCCGAAUAGUCGAUGAGGUCCUGGAAGGGUUCAACUGCACGCUGUUCUGCUACGGCCAGACGGGCACCGGAAAAACUUACACCAUGGAAGGGAGGAUCCUGGAGCACCUGAAGCAUAAUGAGAAUAAAAAGAUGGACCUGAACGACAGCAUUAACAGCGACUUAAACUACUACUACGAGUUGUGUGACAGUGACGACACGGGGAUCAUUUUCCGCGUCGCGAAGAGAAUUUUCGACAUUUUAAAUCGCAGAAAGGAGUACAAGUCGGCGAGGUUGGUAGGGGAGGAGGAGGAGAUUGCGUGGCGCCGCAAUAGUUGCGCAAGCGAGGGGGGGGAAGUCCCCACGGCGGGGGUAGCAGUCCACAAAGGGGUAGCACCGCACACAGGGGUAGCACCGCAGACGGGGGUAGCACCGCAGACGGGAGUUGCACCCCUAGGCGGGACUGCCCCUCAUGGGGGGAGCGACCCGUCGCCGCCGAAGGGCCUGUCCAGACGUGGGUCUGCAAACAGAAGCGAGUUGUACGAAUCCCCGGAGGAAAAAAAAGAAGGUAGCACCACAGGAGAUAUAUACAACGUAGAGAAAAGCUCCUACGAUUUUGUCAUAAAAGUGAGCUACCUAGAAAUUUACAAUGAAGAAUUAUGUGACUUACUGAGCACCAGUAGUGAGUCUAACAAACUCAAAAUCUAUGAAGAUACGACAAACAAAAAUAAAGGAUUAAAUGUAGACAAGUUGGAAGAAAAGAGUAUAAAUUCUUUUGAAGAAAUUUAUUAUUUAAUCUGUUCUGCUAUCAAAAAAAGGAGAACUGCGGAAACGUCAUACAAUAAAAAAUCGAGUAGAAGUCAUUCAAUUUUUGCUAUAACUCUUAUUAUGAAGGACCUGAAUAAUGAUGGAGAGAGUAUUACCAAAAUAGGGAAGCUCAAUUUAGUAGAUUUAGCUGGUAGUGAAAACGCAUUGAAGAGUUCUUAUGGAAAUUUAAAAGUUAGACAGCAAGAAAGUUGCAAUAUAAAUCAGUCCUUGCUAACUUUGGGUCGAGUUAUUAAUGCACUGAUUGAAAAUUCGUCAUACAUCCCAUACAGGGAUUCUAAAUUGACUCGAUUAUUACAGGACUCACUAGGAGGGAAAACGAAAACUUUUAUUGUAGCCACCAUUUCUCCAUCCUCUCUCUGUAUUGAUGAAACGUUGAGUACGCUAGAUUAUGUUUUUCGAGCGAAAAAUAUUAAAAAUAGACCAGAAAUUAAUGUCAAAACGACGAAGCAGUUAAAAAUAAAAGACUUAAACAACGAAAUAGAGAAAUUGAAGAAUGCGCUGAAUUUAAGUCGAGAAAAACGAGGAGUCUAUUUGGAUAAUGAGGAAUAUAUCAAUAUACAGAAUAGCUUGAAAAAAAAUAGAGAAAUAUUACUACAAAAGGAAAAAAUUCUUUUUGAAAAAAGUAAAAAAAUUAAAACUCUUUUGAACAAAAUGGACUACACAGAUGAUGUGCAGAAUCAGAUUGUUCACUUACUGAAGGACGUCCUUUCCAAGUGUAGGAACAUCCAAUUGGUUUACGACCUUUUGGUAAAGAAGCUGUCCGAGGAGAAAUGCGUUACGAGGUAUCUCCUAUCAGAGUUCCAUCACACCCAGGGGGAGUACCAACAGAACGUCAAUCUACUCGCGCAGACGCAGAAGAAGAUCUCCGAUUUAUUUAGAGAUACUAUUUCUAACUUCAGGAGGAGGAAGAACAAAGAUUACUCCACCGUGAACCAGGUUUGCAGCCUCAUCGCGACUGUGCUUGGGAAGGCAAAGGGAGACAUGGCACUGGGGAAAGAGGCCAUCAUGAAAUCUUUGGACCAUUUGGAAGGACUGAACAGAGACACGGUCCUGCGGGAGAGCACCCUCCUCAGUUUUCUCCUGGACAAGGUAGACGCUAUGGAGAAGCAUGACCGGAAUUGUUUUCUCCAGUUGGGGGAACUCACGCGGGAGUUCCUAGCCUGCAGGGUGGACCUGGCCGAGGUGACGCACCGGCGGAGCAGCGGCCCCGCUUCGACUGAGCGGAGUGGUUGCCCCGCUUCGAAUGAGCGGAGUGGUUGCCCCGAUUCGGCGAGCCCAUUGGAGACGACUCCCCAGCCGAACCGCCGAAAAGCAGGGGCAUUGCUGACCGCGCUGCGAGAUCUAGCGCAGUGUGAUGAAGCGCGUCAAGUAUUGAGCCAAGUCGAGAGCUAUCACUCCAAGGAAGAAAGCACAGUUAAGGAGUCCCUACAGCACAUGCAAAAUGUAAGCCAUCUACUACAUCUAUACUUAAAGAGCGAAUUUGAAAAAUUAAAAAAAGACAUGAAAAAAAAAGUACAGACCCUGAAUGAAGAAAGGGAGAAGUUAACCAAAUUGGUAGAACAGCUACGAAGUGAUUAUGAGUACUUCGAAUCCAGUUUAAACAAAGAUAAAGAAAAAAUUGUGGAGACAUACAGAACAAGCAUCAGGGAAGAUAUGAACCUUUUUCAGAACCAAGUAAUGGAAGAAAUCAAAACAGUGAUCCAAAAAAAUGUCAAGCAAAUGAAUGACACAGUGAAUAGGAAGCUACAUUUACUGUCCAACCAGCUACACGAUGAAUCAAAAAAUAAAUUUAAAAAAAUGGUUACCCACUCGAUAAGUACCCUUGAAGAAUACUUUUUAAAUCAUGAAGAACGAUGUGAUAGAGAUAAUCUGUAUUACCUCCAGUCCGCUGAUCUGAUAAACCAAAAAGUGAACUCCUAUUAUGAGCAUCUAAAUUUUGUAUUUACAGAUGUGGAUACUCAAUUUAUUUGUGAGCAAAAGAAAAUGGAGAGUAACAUGCAGAAGAUUGAUGACACUUACAGAAAUAUUAUCCAAGGGAACAACGAAAAUGUUGCGAAGAUUGCAAACCUGCUUGAGGUUAAUACAUCGAAUAAUAAGAAAGAAAAAGAGGUGCUUUACAGUGACCUCUCGAGAGCAGUUUUGCAAGAAAGGGACCAACUUGACGAUUGGAAGAAGCAGGUAAAAGAAUUGACGGUGAGACAUAUGGAGGAGGUUAAUCUAUGUAAUGGCAACUAUGGGGAACACCUCAAUAAAUGUGACUUGCACAUGGGAGAACUGCUACAACUGUUUCGAGAAAAUGGAGCUGAUCAAAAUGAUGAGUGUGUGGAGCUUCCCAGUUGGGAUACUCCCGUCCAGCAUGAAGGGAAGGAUAUUCACGCGGAAAUUGAAAAGGUGCGCUCCUACGCCAGUGACAGCUUCGCCCACUUUAGUGAUGCCACAUCGGGUGAGGCCAAUAUGCAUGGCGUAGAUCCCCCUAGUAAUGGCUGCGAGACGACGGACUUACCUCCUUGCUGUCGUCAGCCCUAUGGCGAUCUGAACUACAACCACGUGAGGGAAGAAGUCCUCAAAGAAAUCGAAGAAUUUUCUUUACAGAAAAACAUAAACUUUAAGUGCCUCUUCGAUAAAAUCGACGAUAAUUUAAACCUUAUCCUUAAUGAAAACAAUUUUGCGCGAUAUCGGGGUGGGAGCAUGGAGCUGUCCAGGGGGGACAGCAUUGGGGGGAGCAUCAUCACACCGCUUACAGCCUCUCGCCCUGCUGCCUCUCGUCCUACUGGCACUCAUCCUGCUACCAUUCCAGUAGUACCGCCCCCCCUAUCAGUUUCUUCCCCUCAUAUGAGUGACGCCCUCCCUACAACCGGCCAUGGUAACACCACUCCGUCCGCACCACCUGGGAACGUUAUGCUGAAAGGGACAACUAAUGAACAGAGUCAGAAAAAAGCAAGUAGUUUCUUCUCCACAGCUGAUGCAGAAGCAGAUUUGGACAAUGGAAGCUCCAAAAUCCUUUCAGAUUGUACUAGGAAGCGGAACAAAAGCAUCGAAACUGUGCAGGGGAGGAAGCUGUGCUUCACCUCCAACGAGUUGAGGAACCCUUGUACGAAAAUAAAGGCGCUGGGGUAUAGCGUGGGGUCUAGAAAGAAUUCUCCGGCUCCGAAGAAACUGAAGGAGGACGCGUACAAAGGCAGGGGCAUCAAGUUCCUUCGCAAGUCGGAGGAUUAG